This is a messenger RNA of Parastagonospora nodorum SN15, 567 nucleotides long. RefSeq lists its product as hypothetical. The record is from RefSeq and is a predicted model, not a curated record. The coding region runs from base 1 to 567 and encodes 188 amino acids. Lineage: Eukaryota; Fungi; Ascomycota; Dothideomycetes; Pleosporales; Phaeosphaeriaceae. The transcript has 2 exons.
AUGGCCGCUAUUACAGAGUUCGAUCCCGAUAAGGUCACUGCUGCUCGCGACGCGGUUGCCAAGGCGCAUCCCAUUAGCAAGGAUCUGUGGCAGGCUUAUAGCGCGGAGCAGGAGGCAGAGAUGGUCGAACCCUUGAAGGAGUUGUCCAACUCUACGUUUCUCAAAUCUGACGCGCCUUGGGGUCUGGCCGUGUACCGUGUCUCGUACAACGACGAUGCGGCUUGGGAUCGCAUGCUGUCUGUGCUCCGACAAAACAUUGAGUCGUCACUAGCAAUGCAACGACAGGCUCAACCAGACCUUUGUUCAAGACAUUCAUUGGUCGUGAUGGAUGACGCGUCCAAAUUCCAAGGAGCAGGUCCUGAGAAGAUCCGCGAGCAUUUUAACAGUUGGGCUGUAGACGAGCUACAACAUGAAUGGCGCGCCGACCGCGAGCCCGCGACCAAAGGACGAAAUUAUAACUGGCACCUCAGCUGGCAGCGCGAAUUACCAUCUGUCCUACGCUGGAGACUGAGCGCCCGGAAAGCGGAACAGGACGAAGCUGAGAAGACGAAGAAGAGAAAAGCUUGA